Messenger RNA from Salvia hispanica, 677 nucleotides. RefSeq names its product small ribosomal subunit protein uS12-like. NCBI's taxonomy places the organism in Eukaryota, Viridiplantae, Streptophyta, Magnoliopsida, Lamiales, Lamiaceae. Gene Ontology annotation, cellular component: small ribosomal subunit; ribosome. The record is from RefSeq and is a predicted model, not a curated record. Gene Ontology annotation, molecular function: structural constituent of ribosome. Gene Ontology annotation, biological process: translation.
AUUUAUUAUGUCGUCAAAUUAGGGUUUUACGCCAUUCGCUCAAGCUAAAAGUUGCAGGCGCUACUCUCCGUUUCUGCGUUUUCAAAAAUCAGCAACAAUGGGAAAGACACGUGGAAUGGGAGCCGGGCGCAAGCUCAAGUCCCACCGCAGAACGCAGAGGUGGGCUGACAAGUCAUACAAGAAGUCUCACCUUGGAAAUGAAUGGAAAAAGCCAUUUGCUGGUUCGUCACAUGCUAAGGGCAUCGUGCUGGAGAAGAUAGGCAUUGAAGCUAAGCAGCCUAACUCUGCCAUUCGUAAGUGUGCUAGGGUUCAGCUCAUUAAGAACGGAAAGAAGAUUGCUGCCUUCGUACCUAACGAUGGUUGCUUAAACUACAUCGAAGAAAAUGAUGAAGUAUUGAUUGCCGGAUUUGGAAGGAAGGGUCAUGCUGUGGGAGAUAUUCCCGGGGUUAGAUUUAAGGUGGUGAAAGUAUCGGGCGUUUCCCUCCUUGCCCUUUUCAAGGAGAAGAAGGAGAAGCCUAGGUCUUAAGUGAUUUUGCUACUAAUGUUUCUGAUGAAAUGCUGAAUCUUGGUUUUACUUUUUUUUUUUGUCUUCAGUUUAUGUCAAACUUCUAUUUCGUUAUAUGUAAGAGUUCAUGAACAAGCAUUCAGUGAAUUUUGUUGGCUAUUUUUAGUUUCAA